AACGAUUUCCAAAGAUAAUCUCUACAUUGACAACCAACCAGGUGUGUGCAAUAGAUACCCUUAUGAUGACUCUCCCACCUGCAACCACUUCUUCAAGGACCAUAAACCUGAAACUAAAUGAAAUCUUGAACAAAGCCACCAGAUCUCCAACUGGAUCAACCAGUGAUGUCAACAAGCUAGACCAGAAUACGGUCGUCCAAUACUCAAACCUUCUCAGAGCUAACAUCUUGGGAAAGGAUAAACAAGAGAAAGUUAACUCCAUUGUCGUAUUGGCCAAGUUGUUAGGUUGCAUCGAUGUGAAACUGGUGCAAGAUUUGUCCCAGUUGACUUCGAUAUUAAACCAUGACUUGUUUCACGUUUUGUUUUCAAUCAUCACUCCUAACAUGUCGUUGGAAACAUUCAAGGCCAUUUUGAAGAUUUGUAAUGCUAUGAGCUCAAUCUUUACCACCAAGGAACUGUACCAAAUCGUUAUUGAUACCGUGGUUAAACAUUUGGAUAUUAUCAACAUCAUGGUAGACAAAUUACAUCACGACUUUAAAAUUAUGGUUAAUUCACUCAGGUUCUUUAAUGACUUGUUACUGAAAUCACUUCAAUACCACUAUGAUUCCAUUCUUGUUAUUUUCGAACGGUUAAGAUCACAAUCGUUUUUCGGCAGUAUUGAAAAUUUAAACAUGAAUGAUAAAUCUUUGACGUUUUUGAUUGAACAAUUGAAAUCUACUUAUAUCAGGACAUUACAAUGGUUGAAUACAAUGCAAUACGAUUUGACGAGUGUCCAUCACAAUACCAUUCUUCAAGAAACACUUAAACAGUUGACUGGUUCUUUGAAUGAGUUUGGUAAUGACGCCACUCCAGAAGAGUUCAAAAUAGCUGGAUUUGGUGACAACCCUAAGCAAUUUAUAAUUGAAAAUUGCUCAAUCUUAUUAUCAAUCGAUAUCAUUGUGUUUUUAAAAGAUUCAAACGUUACCUUCAAGAAACGAUUUCAUGAACAUCUAAUGAUGUAUCAACACAAGUUAACAUUCCCAAUAUACCAAUUUAUAAAGUUAUCCACUAAUCUUUGGAUCGAUAUUUAUGAUCAAGACGAAUACCCCAAUAUUGUAUCAAGUUGUCUCAACUAUGAUGAAUUUAUUUAUUACACCAUGUUGAAUUGUUUAAGACUUUGGCAACAAACAAAAGCUGAUAGCGAACAUGUAGAUAAGAUUUUCCUUUUAAUAACAUCAUCAAUAUAUACUAUUGAAGAUGAUUUAGGCAGUGGUGCUAAAUCAAUUGAAGAAAUUCUUGAUUGGUAUAUGUCACAAGAUGUUCGCUUGAAACAAGUUGAACAGAUUAUUAAUACUCAUGAAAUAGCUUGGAAUCCUGAAUUGCAAGAAUUCGAUAAAAUAUUGGCUCAACAACUGCUUGAUUUUAUUAUUGACCAAAGAGUGGUUCAAUUAUUAAAGGGAAGUUGGGUUUAUACUGAGUCAUAUGGUGAAUCGUUACUUAAAUCUAAACCAAGCUCGAGCAAUGGUGGUAUUGGUAUUGGUAAUAACUCCCAUGCUGCCAUUGCCAACAAAGAUUCCGCCAGAUAUUACUUUAUCACCCUUUCUCCUAAUAGACAGGUUAUUUAUUUCAAACCAUAUCUCAAUAAACCGCCGGUAAAUCCAACUAUCGCUGAAAUGGAACAGAACAAUCAGUACAUUAAACUUACGGAAAUCAUCAGUUUAAAAUCGCAGAAGUUGGGGGAAUUUAUUGGUGAAGAAGAUAAGCUUAAAUCAUCCAGAUUGAUUAGUAUCCGAGGAACAAUUUCGUAUGAACAAAUUACAUUGAUGGGCAAUACAAAACCAUUGAUUUCAUUUUACACCGAUUCAAAUGUUAAUAUGUAUGUUUGGUUAGAUGGGAUUAAAAUGUUGAAAGGUAUAACCAAUCCUGACCAAUUUUCCGACGAGACUGCAAAACAAUUGGAAAACUUGAUUGAAGUUAGAAGAACAAUUCAAUUGUUGGAAUUGAACAAUAUUGAGCCAGGAGUUAUCGAUGAAGACGAAGAUGUGUACAAUUUGAAUGAGUUGGAUAACGUGACUACUGGGUUUCAUUUUAUGAAUAUUGUCUAGUCGGUGUAUUGUUUGCUUGUAAUAUAGUAUGAAUAUUUUGUAUUAUUCAUAGGUUUGGUUUAGAAUAUAUAAAUUUGGAAAUAGUACCAUAUUUGUAGUCAGUGUAUAUUAUGGUAACUUUAUAACAAUUCCAACAAAUCUCUAGACAAGUCAGAGCUACCAUUUGAAAUGUCACAUACCACAAAUACUUGUGUGUAUAUUAUCAGUAGACAUGUGACAUUCUAGUGACUGGAAGUUGGUUACUGAAGGUUUGUUUGAUUAUUGGGAGCAUUUCGCAAAAAUACUACCGAAAAUAAUUCACGUUCUGUGUUUGCUGGGUACA
This is a messenger RNA of Spathaspora passalidarum NRRL Y-27907, 2406 nucleotides long. RefSeq names its product Lmo1p (gene LMO1). Bases 63 to 2084 code for a protein of 673 amino acids. The transcript is spliced from 2 exons. The record is from RefSeq and is a predicted model, not a curated record. Lineage: Eukaryota; Fungi; Ascomycota; Pichiomycetes; Serinales; Debaryomycetaceae.